Dermacentor albipictus is the source of this 1406-nucleotide messenger RNA. RefSeq lists its product as uncharacterized. Gene Ontology annotation, cellular component: mitochondrial inner membrane. The record is from RefSeq and is a predicted model, not a curated record. Gene Ontology annotation, biological process: mitochondrial respiratory chain complex I assembly; mitochondrial respiratory chain complex IV assembly. NCBI's taxonomy places the organism in Eukaryota, Metazoa, Arthropoda, Arachnida, Ixodida, Ixodidae.
UGCAGACGACCGCGCCGUAGCCCGUCGCCGUAGCUGGCGCGGCGCAUACUGUGGCUGUUGAAGUGUGUUUGCGUUGACUGAUCGGAGUUAUUGGAAACUAGGAACGCUUUACCGUACUUUUUCACCCGCGGACGUGUGCAGAAAGCGAUCCUGACUUCAGUUGUGGCGGCCAGAAAGCGCGGCCGUGGUCACGCACCAUGCGUAUGCCGAGCUUGAACCAGCUGGUGCAGAUCUCCGGCUGGACCGGAAUCGGACUCGUCUGCACCACUUUCUGGUUUAAACACUACCUGGGUUACAAGAUGACCGAGCUGGAGUACUACAAGAUCGCCAUGUCGACGCUUCGGGGAAACGCAGCUGCCAUGAAACUCCUCGGCGAGCCGCUCAAGGAGCACCGCAUCGACAUCAGCGACACAACCAGCACCUCGACGCGACCGCACCGAGCUCAGAUGAAAGUUCCAGUCCAGGGCUCCAAGCAGCGUGGUGAGCUGUACCUGUGGGCCGAACGGCACGCGCUCGAUGUGCCGUGGGAGUUGCUGAGGCUUGAACUUAGCUUGGAAGCACACAAGGACAAGCGCCUGCUGGUCUACUACAACCCAAAAUAUGCAAGGGACUAUGUGAAGGACUUCGACGUCGACGUAGUGCCUGCGGUGGCUUCGGACAAGUCCAGUGACCCAUGUGGCUCGUCCUCAAGUUAACCUGUGCUUUGUGUGGUGGUGUGGUUAGGCUUGCACCGAGCGGUCCUUAACUGUGAGCGCGAGCUAUAGACUGCGCUUGCAGCUAAAAUGCUCGCCCAUUUGGACUGAUGUGUCACACAUAGGUAGCAUUUCAUGGUGGGAUCAGUUCAAUGCCAUGUUUGUAUGCAUUACUUCCAGGUUUUGGCCACAAGAAAUCUGAAAUAUGCAUCGUACGUAGUGAUGCCACUCAGAAAAUGAAGAUUUCAUUGCAAUAAAAUGCUGUCUCUCUGGGAAAACUAUGAUGAAAAGUGCUUUUAAUUGUAGUGGCAUUAGACUGCACCACUGUUUUGUUUCAGCAAUAUAGUAGACAUUUAUGAAUGGUUUCACCACAUAUGAUGCAUACCUCGGAUUUAUUGUGGACAAAACAGGCAAUUCGUGCAAACAAAUGUAAUAUUAAACUAAACCUACCAUGAAAUGCUGGCUAUGUGUAACAUAUCAGCCCAAGUGAGCCAAGAGUUGCGAGUAACACUCGGUAUUAUUUAAGUUAUGUUUAAAGAGAGAAAGUAAAGAUUUGCUAGGCCAAAUACAAUAUCUAUACUUCUACUGCGCAAACAAUUUUUCCCUCUGUCCACACACGUUAAAGCCAACAGUGGUGACCAUCAAGGAACUGUUUAACACAACACAGGUGUAUACAGUACUUGGUCGCCAAAUAAACAGGCUGUUUCUUUUUCA